This is a messenger RNA of Choloepus didactylus (southern two-toed sloth), 948 nucleotides long. Its product is annotated as olfactory receptor 8H1-like. Gene Ontology annotation, cellular component: membrane. The record is from RefSeq and is a predicted model, not a curated record. Gene Ontology annotation, biological process: sensory perception of smell; G protein-coupled receptor signaling pathway. Bases 1 to 948 code for a protein of 315 amino acids. Gene Ontology annotation, molecular function: olfactory receptor activity; G protein-coupled receptor activity; odorant binding. NCBI's taxonomy places the organism in Eukaryota, Metazoa, Chordata, Mammalia, Pilosa, Megalonychidae. The transcript has a single exon.
AUGGAAAGUAGGAAUAACACAAAUAUUCCUGACUUCAUCCUUAUGGGAUUGACAGACUCUGAAGAGAUCCGGUGGGUCCUCUUUAUUCUAUUUCUCCUGAUAUACCUGAUUACCAUGCUGGGGAAUGCAGGGAUUAUACUAUUAAUUCACCUGGAUCUCCAGCUUCACACUCCCAUGUAUUUAUUCCUCAGUCAGCUCUCAUUCAUUGACCUCAGUUACUCAACAGUCAUCACACCUAAAACCUUAGAGAACUUACUGACUUUCAACAAAAUUAUUUCAUUCAUGGCCUGUUUCACCCAGAUGUCUUUUUUUGUCUUCUUGGGUGCCACUGGGUGUUUCCUUCUCUCUUCAAUGGCCUAUGACUGCUAUGUAGCUAUCUGCAACCCUCUUCAUUAUCCUGUUGUUAUGUCCACAAGACUCUGCUGUGCCCUCAUCACUGGGUCCUACAUGAUGUGUUUUACUGAAUCAUUAGUUAAUGCUGUUUACAUGAAUGGUUUGCAUUUCUGCAACUCCAGUGUAAUCUAUCACUUCUUUUGUGAUUUAAUCCCAAUUUUAGCCCUGUCCUGCACUGACACUCAAGACAUGGAAAUUAUGAUAUUCAUUUUUGGUAGUUUAAAUGUUAUUGUGUCUUUUAUUACAAUCUCUGUGUCCUAUGGGUCCAUUCUGUCUACUAUCCUGAAAAUUAAGUCCACUUCAGGAAAGUGCAAAGCCUUCUCUACUUGUGCCUCCCACCUCCUGGGUGUUACCAUCUUUUAUGGUGCUCUGAUUUUUACUUAUUUAAAACCAAAGAAGUCCUACUCUUUGGGAAGGGAUCAAGUGGCCUCUGUGUUUUAUACUAUGGUGAUACCAAUGCUGAAUCCACUCAUUUAUAGUAUUAGGAACAAAGAAGUGAAAAAUGCUCUCAAUAGAUGCAUGCAAAAGAGAGAGGUCUCCAGGCAACUGAAAUGA